AUGCUAGAUUAUGCUUGCGGCAAUGGUGUAGCAUCACGCGCACUUGCACCUUUCAUGUCUACAGUUAGAGGCAUGGAUAUAUCAUCUGGCAUGGUAGAGCAGUACAACACCAUGGCUUUGAAAGCGGGAUAUACACCGACGAAAAUGCAAGCUGUGCAGGGCGACCUUAUCGACCCUGAACUAACGCCUUCUGUGGAACUAGACACAGCUGCGUUUUUCAACUUUGAUUUAGUUGUUAUGUGUAUGGCUCUGCAUCAUAUUGAAAACUACGAGAACAUGAUCUUACAACUCUCCAAAAGACUCCGACCGGGAGGUAUCUUGCUUAUCGUUGAUUGGGUUGCCCAAUCUAAUCAAAGUAGCCUCCAGAAUGGCAUAAGAGCGAUGGAUAUCUCCAAUGGAAGUUUGAGCAGAAUGGGUUUUGCAGAGAACGAUAUCAAGGGGGCGUAUGAGAAAGCUGGGCUUGAGGACUGGUCAUACAAAUGGACCUCGGCGCCGUCGCAAGUCCCGGGGGAAGUUGGUGGGACACAACAACUAUUUCUUGCUCGUGGGAGGAAGCCAUGUAGCUAA
Messenger RNA from Fusarium sp. VM40, 567 nucleotides. NCBI's taxonomy places the organism in Eukaryota, Fungi, Ascomycota, Sordariomycetes, Hypocreales, Nectriaceae. The record is from the annotation of a GenBank genome assembly.